GAGAAGUAUGUUUGCUCUCAUUUGGUACAAAAAAUAAUUUUUACUUGAAUGCUUUUUUUUUGUUUGUUUGUUUCUAGGUAAAUUGACAGGAUGUGGAACAGCAAAUCAAAGGAGGUGCCUUUACAAAAUCCAAGGCAUUUUCAGAACAGGGACUCCACCAGAGAUCAAACUGCAGUAUGGGAUACUUUUUCUCAAACUAAGGCUGCUCUGCGUCACAUUGAGAACAAAUUGGAAGUCGUUCCCACCAGUACUGCUGUGUUUGAUUCUGUCAUGGAUGCCAAGAAGUCCUCUGCCAAUGCUACCAGGAAAAUAAGCAGAAAGGCCUUCAGGUCCUCCAGUCAAAAUAAGUCACGCAAGGAGAAGACCUCUCGUAGUCCUCUUCGUGCAACCACUCUCGAGAGCAAUGUGAAAAAAAGUAGCCGUGUAGAAUUUCGGGAACCUUUGGCUUCAUACAGGGAAACAUAUGGUUCCCCAUCUUAUCACAGUUCUAGCCAGCUGGAGGCCAAACAUUUGCUAUCUAGCUUGGAAGGUAGUGAAGCAGAGGGAAAGAUUGAAGGAACAAACCGUGUGAUAUAUAACAGAGAUGAACGGGACCCACACAGCAGGGAUUUUGAAAGCCCACAUUCUUCUGCUGCAGAUGAGACAGUUGUCAGGUAUUUGAAUGACCGUCCAGCAAUUGAUGCCUUGCAAAGCAAUGAGAUUCUUUUUAAAGCUGUAACACCUACAAGAUCAGAGGAGGAAAAUAAUGGAUCCAGAGGAGAUGAGAGCGGCACUAAAACUCUGAGUACCACAGCCCAGGAUCCUGAACUGAAAGGGGUACGGCUGUCAGAAUCUUCCUCUUCCUCCACUAGUACUUCCAGUGCCCACAGGCUAGAAAUCUUAAAGCGGAGACAGCAUGAUAAUAAAUUGGAGAAGUUGAAGGAGCGGAUUAGAAAGCAGUGGGAGCAUUCUGAAGAAUUAAGCAGCAGAGGACAGCUUCAGGGUUAUGCUGAGCAACCAGUGGUAGUAACAAACGUGGAGAGUGCAGUGACUCCAAAAGUCAGAAAAGUAGCAGUUGCACCUCCUGCUCCAGCAUACAAAGGUUUUAAUCCUGCCGAGACAAAGAUUCGUACUCCUGAUGGAAAGGUCUGGCAUGAAGAUGAAUUUCACAGUAUUAGCAGGGAAUUAUAUCGAGAUAUAGCACUACAGUUAGCAGAGGAUUCAACAAUGAAAGAGAUGGCUACUGAAAAGGGUAAGGAGAAAAAAAGCACCAGGCCAAUGCGCAAGGUCCAAAAACUGACACGGUCAUCAAGCCCAGAUUCCAAACCAGGUGGAAGCCAUGUGAUAAAUGCAUCAUCUUGGCGGGAUGGACAAAAGCUAGUCAAAAAGAUACUGGGUCCAGCACCCAAACUAGAGCAACAGGACAGAAGAGCAACAUCCAGUGACAGGACUGGAAGGGGAAGAGCUACUAAAUCUUCAGGUUGUAUUGGAAGGACAAGCUCAGAUCCCAGGCUGGAUGUUACCAAUAAAACCUGUUCAAGAAGUUCUGAACGGUCAAGGAGUAAAGUACGGUCUGAGAAUAACCUUAAGAAAUUGGAAAAUACUCUUCCAGAGAGUAAACAAGAUGAUCACAGCUCAUUAAAUAAGGAUUUUCUACCUGUGGAGAUACGUGGAAUUCUUGAUGACCUGCAGUUGGAGUCCAUGACUCAGAGUACAAAGCAGGAGAAAGAUGGUGAAAAGCAGAGCCAGAAAUUUGUUUUGCUUACUCAAGGUGCCAGGAGCCACAGUCCAACCAAAAGAAAACCAGACAAGCUAGCUUCCUGUGAAGAGCCUCAAGUUAUCUCCAAAAAGCGUCACUAUGAUACAGAUGAGGUUCGCCAGUACAUUAUUAGACAGCAAGAAGAGAGGAAGAGAAGGCAGAAUGAAGAGAAGAAGGCACAGAAGGAAGCAACAGAACAGAAGAACAAAAGACUUCAAGAGCUUUACAGGAAACAGAGGGAGGCUUUUGCUAAAGCAAAGAAUAUGCCACCUCCUGAACCUUCAGCAGCUAGGCGAUUACAAGAAACCUAUUCUAAACUGUUGCUGGAACAGACUCUGUUAGAGGAGCCUUCUAAGCUUGCUGCUGUUCAGGAAAUGCAGGCCAGACCAGUGUAUCAGCCAUCUGGGGAAUCGGACAAAGAAAACAAAGCACAAGAACGUCCUCCUAGUGCAUCUUCCAGUAGUGAUAUGUCCCUGUCAGAACCGUCGCAGCCUCUUGUUAGAAAUGAUUUGAUGGAGCCUACUUGGAUACAACCAGACAGAUUGAGCCCACGAGUCCAGUUUUCGCAACCACAACCUUUUGCAGGCUCAAGUGGGGGUCUUUUCUCCCAGCUUUUGAGCUUGGAGCAGAUGGGCCUUUUGCAAAAGGACUUUGACACAGCACCAUCACCCAGGAGGAAUCAUAAUGCUGCUAUGGGAUCUCUGACUCUGACCUCUCAGCCUUACCUGAAUUCAUCUUCUGCACAGCAAGAUCUCUUAGCAAAACCAGCCACUGGUCAAUACAGGAGUAAAUUGGAACGCAUUGAAGCUCUGAAAGCUACAGCUGCUUCUCUCUCUAGUAGGAUUGAAAGUGAAACCAAGAAGUUAGCUGGGGCUGGCAUUAAUUAUGGUUCUGUCUGGAACACUGAGCAUGAACUCCUUCACCAAGGGAAUCUGGAUGAUGGGCGGUGGGCUAAAGUUGUGAGUCCUCCUGUGAGAGAGGAUAAUGAAGAUGUUUUCUCAGCCAGAAUUCAGAAAAUGUUGGGUACCUGUCUCUCUCAUACAAGCUUCGAUGAUAACCUUCCUGGAGUGGGCAACCUAAGUGAAUUUAAAAAGCUUCCUGAAAUUAUCAGACCUCAUACAGCUGCAGUCAGCCUUGGAAUGAGGUCCCCAGCCAGUCAAAGACCUGAAGGAAUCCUAGGACAUUUAUCAAAGAGGUCAACUGACUCCUCUGGUUGUGAAAAACAGCCUUAUGGUCAAAACAAAGUCAUAAUUCCUUGUGAUUCUAGCAUAGAUUCAAUCAGUGAAGGACCUCUUCUAAGUGAAGGGAGUCUCUCUGAGGAAGAUGGAAGCCAGAGUAGACAAUCUCCCUUGAAGACAGCUGAGGUGUUCAAAGAAAAGGAAUUUUGUGUGCGGGAAAAAAAUGCUUUUGAGCCCAUAAAAGAAUUUCAGAAGGAGGCUGAAAAGUACAUGCCACUUUUUACACAGACAAGUAGCACUCAGAGUAAGGGACCAUGGGAGGAACUAGCAAAAGGAAGUCCACAUAGUGUCAUCAACAUCUUUGCAAAAUCUUACCAGCUACAUGGAAAAGGACUUGAAGAAAGGUCAAAUGGUGGGUCUCCAAUCCUGCGACCUUUACUUCCUGCCAUGAGCCCUCCGGAUAGUGUUGUUUCAUAUGAAGGUGACUUUGUUUCAUCACAAGGGAGUGGAACUCUGACAGACAAAAAGAAUGGUCUUGAGCCUAGUAUCAGUGGCAGCAGCAUUGGCAGUAUUCAGGAAGAACUUCGCAGCAGGAGGUCUCCUCAUGAGCCUCGGUCUGUAGAACUUGGCUCUCCGCAUUCAUCUGGGCACCGUUCUGCAGCAUCUUCUCGCUCAUCUACUUCUUCUAAAAGAAUUGGGAGGAAGGAAAAGCUAGAAUCUUUUAAUGGAAGUUCACGUCAGUUUCCCAUGGAAGAAGACAAAAUGCUGUCUGAGUCAGACCAUGGAUCCCAACAGGCAAAGAAGUCCUUACCUAGCAGCAGAAUUUCCAACAGAGAUCAUGAGCAGAGUCCAGAUACUGAUAGUACUUUGGAAGAGCUGUCUGGGCACUCAGUGAGUUUCUCCGACAAGGGAAAAUCCCUGAAAACUCCAACUUCUCCCCCAUCUCCAGGUUCCCAGAAACUGUUACAAUUUGACUCUGUAGGCAGUACAGAAAGGGCCAGAUCUCCUGGAGGCUUUUCUUUGGGUACAACAUCAGGAUUCAAGUCAAAUGUACCCUACCCCGACUUGAGCAUGGGAAUCAACAGAACCACAGCAGGAGCACCUUCAGUGACUGGAUCUAUGCACCUCUCCCCAGCUGGUCUCCAGCAUCGUUUGUCAGCAGAGCUUAAUUACCUGAAUGUCAUCGAAGAGUCUGUACGACAGCUUUCAGAUGUAGAACGAGUACGGGGCAUAUCACUUGCCCAGCAGGAAAGUGUUUCCUUGGCUCAGAUCCUAAAGGCACAACAACAGCGACAUGAGAGGGAUUUGGCUCUCUUGAAGCUCAAGGCAGAACAAGAGGCUUUAGAAAGUCAGAGACAGUUGGAUGAAGCCAGGCAGAAGGCAGCUCAGGUCCAUGCAGAAUCUCUCCAGCAUCUGGUCCAGUCACGUCAGGAAGCAGUAGAAGCACUACAGGAAACUACGUGCAAAAUUGCAGCCAAACAGGUGGAAGCUGCUUUAUUGACCACAGAUGCAGCUCGUCAGAUCCGAGAGAUGACAGAAUUAGCACGAACUCAGAUACCAGAAACUGUCAGUGCUCCUGCAGCUCCAAUCACCACACUAUAUGAUGAUCAGCGGCAGCAUCAUUCAGAGUUCAUAAAACAGAUAAGAGCUCGUUCAGAUCCAAACAGGAAAAGUGAAUCUGGUGUCCCUUCACACACUAAAGAGGAUACAACUGACUCAAAACAGGUGCACUCACCAUCAUUUGACAGCUACUCAGAAUCCUCACGGUCCAAGAAUCAUGAUAGGAGCAGUAGUAGUAGCCGCCAGGAGAGUCCUUCAGUUCCAUCUUCCAAGGAGAAUGAAAAGAAAGAGAAGAAACCCUCCCGGCGUGAAAAGAUGACCAGCUCCAUUGAAGAUCAUGCUCCAACUGUUGUGGAUGAUUCCUUGCGGAGUGAUAGUAUUCCAUCACUACCAGAUGAGAGAGGUUUAGAUUCAGCUUCCAUUGCAACAGAGUAUUCCCUGAAAUUUGAUGAGUCCAUGACAGAAGAUGAAAUUGAGGAAAAAUCUUUCAGAUCUUUACUGCCUUCUGAGAGCCAUCGCAGGAUCAACAUGGAGAAGAAGCGAGGACAUCGGGAUGAUUCUGAUGAGGAGGUUUCCCCAGAAAAGACAGCCCUGUCAUCUAUCAAGGAGCUAAGUAUGCCAUUCUCAGGGGGUCAGGAUAGUUUCUCUAAAUUCACUAUGGAGAUGGUGCGACAGUACAUGAAAGAAGAGGAAAUGCGAGCAGCUCAUCAGUCCUCACUGCUCCGCCUUCGAGAAAAGGCUUUGAAAGAGAAGACCAAGGCUGAACUGGCCUGGUUGGAACACCAGAAAAAACACUUGAGAGACAAAGGAGAGGAUGACAAGAUGCCUCCCAUUCGAAAGAGACAGCGUGGCCUGCUGCUGAAGUUGCAACAGGAGCAGGCAGAAAUUAAACGUCUCCAGGAGGCCAACAAGGCAGCUAGGAAGGAGAGACAACUGAUUCUGAAGCAACAGGAAGAGAUAGAACGAAUCUGCCAGACUACCAUGAAACUGCAGGAAAAACUGAAGUCUGCAGGGGAAAAUAAACUGGAGUUGCACAGUGAAGACGACAUAAAGCAGAGCAAUGCUUCCAGCCCACUUCCAACUGACACAGAAACCCGUAGCCCUUCCCCUAUCUCCAUCUCCAGUAGCGAGACUAGUAGCAUUAUGCAGAAGCUCAAGAAAAUGCGCAGCCGAAUGGAUGAAAAACACUGCUCUCCUGUUCACUACUUCUUCUCUGUCUUUACGUCUCACCACUGGGCCUCUCUCAGUGUCUGUUUUCCCAACCUCCACCCCAAAUUCCAGCUGUAUAUCUACAACCAAUUGGUCAGGUUCUUGACUAAGCGAGAACAGAAGCUGAUGCAACGGCGACAGCAUGCUGAAGAAUUACUGGAGUGGAAGCGCCGUCUAGAUGCAGAGGAAGUAGAGAUACGCCGGAUAGAGAAACAAGCUUUAGCUGCCUGGGACAAACAGCUACUCAAAACAAAAACAGCAAAGAAGGACCUGGGCGACCAGAGGACUGAACCCAAAGAAACAGCCAGUGAAGAAGAGUCUCCAGUGCUUUCCUGUUCUCAUCUAAACAGUGAAAGCUCUGUUCCUGAAGAACUAGGGAGUCCACCUGCUGAGUCUAUCCCAUCAGAGAUUAUAGGGCAUGAACAACCUGCAAGCCCUGAUCAUAGUACACUUACUGAAGAAAUAGUUUCUUCGCAGGGCCUCAAGUCCACUACCUCACCUGCCAAGCUUUCUCCUUCCAAAAGCAGUACAUCUCUGUCAAAACAGGAUUCCAGCAAAGGAAGCCAUAGAACUGGAGGGCAGUUGCGUUUACCUUUGAAAUCCCAUCAGGUGUCCCACAGUUGGUCUGAUGAGUCUUUAUCCAUGACACAGUCAGAAACUACAUCUGACCAGAGUGACAUUGAAGGCCGGAUCAGGGCCCUAAAAGAAGAGCUACGGAAGAGGAAGUCUGUUGUCUACCAAUUGAAAAAGCAACAGAAGAAGAGACAGAAGGAAAGACUGAAAGCCCAGGAGGCCAGUUUGAUCAAACAACUAGAGUCUUACGAUGAGUUCAUCAAGAAGACCGAAGCAGAGUUGAGUCAAGACUUGGACACAUCACCCACAGCUAAACCUCAGAUUAAAACUCCAUCUUCAGCUACUGAAAAACCUAAAAUCAAGCCACCUCCACUCCAUAGGCCUGAGGCGACAAAGAAUUGGAAAUCAUUGACUGAAUCAGAGCGAUCUUUGGAAUCCAUUGCAGAACAUGUUGAUGCUGUACCAUCAAAUACUGAGCGAUCUGUGUCCAUGCACAGCAAGAGAUUCAUUGAAACAGAAAUUCAUACAGAAGAGCCUUCCCAAACCCUGUCUCCAGUCUUAAAGUCACCAAGGAAAUCCAGAGCAGAAUCUGGUGAUUCUUUGGAUAGUGUGUCCUCCUCAUCUUUUUUCAAAGACAUAGGAGAGUAUUGUAGACUAUCUCAGGUGUUACAGAGUAGGUCAGAAGAUGCAUCUGUUAAUGACAUUGUGUCGAGUCACAGAUCUAAGUUACCAGAAGAGAUGGAGUACAUAAAACCAGGAGAAUUUGAAGUUGAAGGUGCUAAUAUUAAACAUUCAGAAUGCUCCGAUGCCAUCUUAACACUUGAGAGAGAGCAGGAGAAUUCACUAGAAGUCUUUCCAAAAAAAGACCCCUGCACUGAGAUUGAGCAAUCUCAGAAAGAACUAUUUGACUUUGCAUUUGAAAAUAUUCAAAGUAGAGAAGAAAUCUCAGAACAGAAACAGAUAAACAAAGAUGAAGUUGUGAGUGAUCGAAGUAUUGAUACAGGAAAGUCUUCUUACAAGCUGAGCAAACUGAUAGAAGAAAAAGACUUUACAGAACAAAUAUUUGGUCAGAAAGGGUUGUCAUACUCUGAAGAUUUUGAGGGAGUCUCCUACAGAAAAGAAAAAUCAAUUGAAGAUGCCUCUGCUGAGUGUUACAAAGAUGACUUUGAGAUAUCUAUGCUAUCCCCCAGAAAAGACUCUCAGUCACUUAGAUUGAAAUCACUUCAUGCAAAAACUUCCAGAAGUGGGUCUACCAGUCUUGAAAGUGAUGAUGAAAUCAGUGAAUAUCUCAGUGACAAGUCUCUUUCUGUCUCAGGCAGCAUACAUUCAGAGAGAUUAUUAGAACUUAAGUCACCAACAGAGCUCAUAAAAGAUAAAGAACGCAGUGAUGUAACGAGAGAACCAGGUCCCAUUGACUCAUCACCUUGGGCCUCAGUUUCCAUCGUGGAAGAAGCAGAUGGCCUCCUAAAUUUCCAUGUUGGAGACAGGGUACUUGUGAGUAGUGUCCAGCCUGGAACACUGAAGUUCAAAGGUCUGACCAGGUUUGCUAAAGGCAUCUGGGCUGGUGUGGAACUGGAUAAGCCUGAAGGAAAUAACAAUGGAACUUAUGAUGGUAUUAAAUAUUUUGAUUGCAAGGAAAAGCAUGGUAUUUUUGCCCCUCCUCAUAAGAUAUCUCAUAUUUCAGAAAGUUUUGAUACCUACGUAGAUACAAAUGAAGACUCGUUUUUUGAUGAUAAAUUGAAUCAGCACCACAAAACAGAGCCAAAAAACAAAGGAAGUUCCAAACCUGGCAAGUAUGAAGACCAGGAAAGAGAUGCAACAGAAAAGUAUUCUCAAGAUAAAGCCCCAACAGGCAUAUCUGCUCAAGAAGGGCCAGCUGGGGAAAGAGAUAAUGAAGACUCCAGUCCUGAAGCAAAACAUGUGAAGGAGAUUUCUGCAGCUGUUGAAUCACUUGCCCAAGAGCAGUCUGUGAUAGACUGUCUCAAAUACUCUAUAGAAGAUGACAUUGUUCCUGGCACCAUAGAAAAGAUUUCUGCUGUUCUCUUAGAAGACGCAUCAGAUAAUCUGUUGUCAGAAAAACUGGAAAAGCAACAAAUCUUAGGGGAGGAGUGUAUUGAAAAGUUAGAUCAUCUCUCUUCUGGAGUUUUGGAGAAACUUGCUACUCCACUUAUGGACUUAUUGACAAAAGAAAAGAGCCAGUUAGAAGCACAACUUAAAUUGCCACUUCGAGAAGAAGAAAAGUCAGAAGAUCAACUAGAAAAGGUCAGCUUGCUGACAGAUGUUCUCCUUAAGGACUUUCUUAAAGAUGCUGUUAAACAAUUUCAACAAAUCAAGAGGGUCAGGAAUGAGAAAAUUCAACUUAGCAAUCGAGAGCUUUGUGAUGGCCAAGAGGAAUUGUCACCCAGAACACCAGCCCAACAUGUGGAGGAACAAGGAAAGAGUAGCUUGCAGGACUUUUUCUUAAAUUCUAAAUUGGAAGAUGAAAGAGAGGAAGUUUCUUCUCCAGAUAUGUGUCCCAGACCAGAAAGCCCAGUGUUUGGUGCCAGUGGGCAGAAAGAGCUUGCCAAGCGGUUAGCAGAACUGGAGCUGAGCCGAGAGUUCUUGAGUGCUUUAGGAGAUGAUCAAGACUGGUUUGAUGAAGACUUUGGUUUAAGCUCCCACAAGGUUCAGCAGAAGCAAGCUGAAGAACCAGCAGUGCUGCCCAAGACGGAGCCACAAAAAGUGCCAGCAAAGCCAUGUGAGGAACCUUUGGCUGUCCCUCAUACUGCAGUGGAAGUGGAAGGCAUGGUACAUGAAGCAGCUGAGGAAUUGUGGAAGUUGAAAGAGUUGGGUCACGAUCUUCAGAAUAUCAGCCUUCCUGUAGACCUUGGGAAUACCAUCCAGGAGCAGGACAUGGAGACCAUUAGCAAACAGGUCUAUAAAAAGGCAGUAUUUGAUUUAACAAGAGAAAUUUUUGGGGAAAUCUUUGCUGAGGAUCCUAAUCUCAAUCAACCCAUUUGGAUGAAACCAUACAGGAUUGCUUCUUCAUACUUCCGGCGGGUAAAAGAUCCUAAUGACCUUGAUGAGAUCAAGAAUUUCAUUGCAGCUGAAGUGCUGAAGUUAUUCUGCUUGAGGAAGGAACCUAAUCACAAAACCGAUUGGCAGAAAAUGAUGAAAUUUGGACGAAAGAAGCGGGACAGAGUGGAUCAUAUACUGGUACAGGAACUCCAUGAGGAAGAAGCUCAGUGGGUGAACUAUGAUGAGGAUGAGCUGUGUGUGAAGAUGCAGUUGGCAGAUGGGAUCUUUGAGGCCUUAAUCAGAGACACCAUUGAUGUUCUUAACCAGAUAAAUGAAAAACAGCAGAGACUACUGCUUGUGUGACAUCCCUGGAAAUAAAUCAGACACUGUGUAAUCACUUGAGCUAUGGGCCUUUCUGCCUUCUGACACAUACUAUACCUCCACCAUAACUACACUGCUGCUGGACUUUCAGCUGUGGAUUUUAAAGGCCACUUGGAUGUGAUGAAUCAACCUGGUUUUGCAUGCCCCACCUUGGGAGACCUUACACUGGAUCUCUUGUUUGCGAUGAAUAGGAUCCUUCACUUGAUGCUGGCAUGUGGAGUGUUCAUAUCAUCCUUGUGCCAAGGAAGUACACUCAGCUUAGCUGCCAGCAGCUCCCCAUGUCUCGGACUGGGCUGGGAACUGUAUGUUGUUCUCUGAAGCUGGGAUUGCUGAGCUGGGAGAGGUUGGGAUACUGGCCACUCUCCCUGGAAUUGUUGUCAAGAGUUGAAACUCAAGUGAUCUGUAGACACGUGCACCAGUGAUUAUGAUAACAACUGGUUUGGUCGGGUUUUAGCCAUAAAGAAGAUUUUAAAGCCCUUUACAGUGUUAUGCUCUUAACCACUUCUCCUUCUUACCCUGCAGGCCCAACUGCAUGCAUCAGUUUUUCCACUCCAGGGCCUGAUUCCAUUCUAAAGUCCACUUCCACUUUUGUUGCUGAGGCGUAGUAGCCAACAGGAUCCCUGGGCUAAUCCAGGGGAAUUGGUAACCUUGCAUUUUUCAUCCAUUUACACAGUUCUUACCUCUUCCCUAUCUAUUUUACUUAAGUGCAGAACAAGAGCAAGGUAAAGGCUGCUGAAAGUUGGCUCCAACAGACUAGCCUGAGGCCAACUUUACUUCUGCCAUGUAGCAUUUCUUCACUUCCUGAACCACCAGUUGCUCCUUGAUAAAUGGAUACUCAGGAUUCUCUCAGGCAUCAGACAUGUGGGAGUGGAAAAUAUUUCUUCACACAGCUUUGGUCCUCAAUCCCUCCCUUGUUAUCACUG
Molecule: messenger RNA, 10559 nt
Organism: Alligator sinensis (Chinese alligator)
Lineage: Eukaryota; Metazoa; Chordata; Crocodylia; Alligatoridae
Gene: CEP350
Product: centrosomal protein 350
Exons: 39
Coding region: 91-9618 (3175 amino acids)
Biological process (GO): microtubule anchoring
Cellular component (GO): centrosome
Molecular function (GO): microtubule binding
Source: RefSeq, a predicted model, not a curated record